Drosophila mojavensis is the source of this 2924-nucleotide messenger RNA. It is a transcript of the gene NKAIN, whose product is annotated as sodium/potassium-transporting ATPase subunit beta-1-interacting protein. The record is from RefSeq and is a predicted model, not a curated record. Gene Ontology annotation, biological process: regulation of sodium ion transport. Lineage: Eukaryota; Metazoa; Arthropoda; Insecta; Diptera; Drosophilidae.
GGUAUUUUCUUUUAUUCCGCAUACGUCCACACUAUGCACUCCACUUGAAGUAGUAGUUGUUGCGUGCACGGUGUAUAGGUAGAAGCUACGCGCACCUUGCUACUUCACACAGAUCAGGUUUUCCAGUCAUCAAGUGCCUGUCCUCGCUGCAGCUGCAUUACAUUACAUUUCUUCGUCUCCCUUUUAAGCAUAUUAUUCUAAGGUGCGAAAGAGAACAAGUGUUUGCCUGGCUGCCUGAGUGCCUGACUGGACAGGUUAAAUGCGAGAACACAACCCCCGGAAAUGCCAAUAGAAAAAAGUCGACCAUAAGCAGAAGCAGAUAAGAAGCGCCUGCAUAAAGAAAGCAGCGAUCAACAAAAAACUAAGAAACAAAACAACAUAAAAGAACCAGCGCUGAGAGCUGUGUGCUGUGUGUUUGUGUGUGUGAGCGAGUUGAACUAAAUCAAUGCAGCUUUCUGCACUGGAACUGCAGAUAAUACACACACACAUCCAGAUACCCCAACACACAUACAUGCACAUAAUCUUUGGCACAAAUUGAAUGAAUGGAAUAAUUAUGUUGUGAUGGGCUCGUGCUCGUGUACACGGCGACACUUUCUGCUGUCAACAUGCUUCCUGCAAAUGAUAACGAUUAUCGAACGCCAGGUAUUCGACUUUCUCGGAUAUAUGUGGGCGCCCAUAUUGGUCAACUUUUUUCAAAUAUUAUUCAUCAUAUUUGGCUUCUACGGUGCAUAUCAUUUUAGAAUCAAGUACAUUAUAACCUAUUUAGUAUGGAACUUUGUGUGGAUCGGUUGGAAUGCGUUUUUAAUAUGCUUCUAUUUGAAUGUCGGCAGCCUGGAUAAGGAUGGCGAUUUGCUUAACAUGGGCACUGGCAGCGUCUCCUGGUUCGAGGCAAAUGGUUAUGGCUGUAAGCCCACCUAUAACAUUACCUCGGAUGAUCCGUUUCGACCUUUGAGGCCGGAGCGUGUUGAGGAUUGUCUGCUGGACUAUACGCUCGUUGAGGUCAUCCAUUCGGGUGUACAAUGCGCGCUGGCGCUGCUGGGCAUACUUGGUGCGAUUCUAAUCAGCUGCAUAUUUCUCGAUGAGGACGACAGAUUGAAGCACAUUAGCAAGCAGUCGAAGCAUCGCCAGUCGCUGUACUCCAUUGAUAUAAGCGACACGAUACGGCAUCGAGGCGACGUGAUGUUGGGCUUUGGCGAUCCACACGAUCAGGAUCUGGACCAGGAUGGCGGCGAGCUGAGUCCCAAGCCCAUGACGCCGCGUCGGGUUAAGCGGCGCUCGGUGAUGGCGCGCGGCUCACAUGGCAGGCAAUCGAGUGGAGCGGGUGGCAGCGGCAGCAGCAGCACCCGACGCUCGCAUCAUGGCUCCAGCAACACAUUGAGAUCGAAGCAUGGACAUGGACAUGGGGACAGCAGCAGUGGCAGCUAUGUGCGGAGCAGCACGCGUAGCUCGCGGCGCAAAUAUCAACAGAAUCCGGUGACCAAGUUGCUGGAUCAGCAGCAACAGUUGCAGCUGCAGCAGCAGCAGCAGUUGCAACUGCAGCAGCAACAUCAGCAGCAGCAGCUGCAGCAGCCACAGCUGGGCUCAUUUCAUCGUCAGCGCUCGUUGACAGCUUCCAAUCUGCAGAGUCUCAAUGCGGACAUCGCCAGCAACAGGAACAGCAACAGCAACAUUAGCAACAGCAACAUCAACAUCAACAACAUUAUGAGCAACAGCAAUUUGUAUCACAGCUAUCGCAAGAAUAUACCACUCGAUCCCAUUUACUAUAAUACAAAUGGGCAGGGCAUGUUGUUGGAGCAGCAGGCGUCGCCGCCAUUGCCGCCGCCGCCGCCACCACCGGCGCCACUGGGCGGCGGCCAUUAUAAUCCCAGCUAUCAGCACUCGACCACGCAGCUCAACGAUGUUGGCCACGCCAGCGAUGAGCUGUACAACAACCGUCCGCCCUCUGUGCGCUCCACGGCUUUCCACGGCUCACGCCCACUCUCCACCGCCUACAACAAUGCGGAGAAUGUUUUUGUGGGUCUGAGCGGUGCCAGCGCCAGUCCGCCACAGCCGCCCUGCACGCCGCCACUGUAUCAGCAGCACCCACUACACCAACAGCAGCAGCAGCAGCAGCAGCAACAACAACAAUAUCUGCCGCCUCCUGUGCCAGAGCCAGCGCCAGCUUACGUCAGUGCCCAGUCUCACAUGAGCUUCUCAAAGCACACUGCCUCCAGAGAGAGCAUACGCUCCAUGGCCUUCCUGAACAAUGGACCGCCUGCCUAUAAUCUUAACUAUCAUACGCCGCCUGACUCCGAGACAACCAUGUGAAGGACCAGUAACAAAUAUUUAUAGCUAGCAUAUGAAUCGUUCAAUAACUAAUGAAUCAAUAAGUAAUAACUAUUGUCUGAGUCAUCCUAAAAGAUUACGAUCAUAAGAAAAUAUCAUUCAUUAACUUAAAACUAUCAUUUGCUAUGUGAAUAACUUAGUGCCUAUGAACUUAUAUUUAUCAAAUGAAGGAAUUAUUUAAUAACUUAUUCAUAUCAUUCAAUGUUUCGAAAAGUUCAAAAAUAUUCAAUAGCUCGGAGAUAUAAAAUUGAAUCAUAGAAAUUCCAAGAUAUGAAUCCUUCAAUGACUUAUUGACAUCACAUGAAUCAUUAAUAAGUUAUUGAAUGUCCAUAUGACUCAUUCUAUCACAUAUACAUCAAAGAUCUCGAUUGACUCGAAUCGAACACUAUUUAUAUCGCUAUAAAAAUAUACAAAGUUAACUGUAAACAAUUCGCCUACAAACUACAUGAUAACUGUUUACUUAUAUCUUAUAUAAUUAUCUAUAAAUGUAUUUAACUCUAAAUCUAAAUUAGAUUUUAAGCUUCUGUCGUUUUACCAAAGUGCCUUUGUAUAUACUUAUAUAGAAAACAACAACAAAUAAACGAUUCUUUUGUAUGUCA